UUUAGUUUAUUUUUUAGUUAUUUAUUGUAAGUAAAUAGUUUUUUUUUGUUCCAAUUUUGUUUUAUUUUCACCUAAAUCAAGAUGGAGGUGAUAGAAGAUGGAAAUAUUAUGGAUCGGAUUCCCAUAUUAUUGCAAAGGGACUUGGAAUAUUAUCAGGCAAACCAGACGGUAUUAUCUGAGACAAUUUGUCCUGGAGUAGUCGGUGGGAGAUUGGACUUUCCCAGAAAUGCCUCGUUUGCAGCGGUGAAAAUUGUGCUGUGGUUGGAAGAGGAGUUUUCAGUUGCUUUCAAACAAGGCUCAGGAAUGUUUGUCAAGACUGAAGAAGAUGAUUCUGGAGAUAUUGGUGUCGCCAAAACUUCAGAUCCUGACAAAUUCGUGCAAUUAGCCAUUAAAUCCAGUGAUUCUUUGCUUGAGCACCUGCAUAUGUUGGCCCAAGAAGCUCUCGAUCACGCGGACUUGCCAGUAUUGACGGCUACUCUUGGAGCAGCUGCCCUGCUGAAGAACAGUCUGUUCUGCUAUCUGCAACACGUUGAGGAUAUGGGGAGCUCGGAGAGACUGUCUUUGCUGCAGUUUGUACAGGCUUGUUACAAACGCUACGUAACGAUGUCAGAGGCAGUCGCAGAGAGGGUGCUAGAUCUCCACAACAGGGUGCUCUCUCUAUACAUCCUGCAGGACUCCGGAGGCCGGCCUAUAGACGGGCAGACGCGGACGGUGCAUGAAGCCGGAACACCCUCUGUGCAGGGAUGGUGGCUUUAUAUGAACGGUAGUAGAAAAGAUCUAUGGGAUACCGUGCCUCCGAGAAUGGCUCAAAGAAUCUUUGCUGGCAUGCUGAAUGAGACUCUUACCAUAUUGACUGUGCGGUAUUGCCAGACAACAACAACAGAAGCUACUAACCGCCUGCUCCUCAACGACAUUCUCAAUAUCCUACUCUGUGUAGCUCAGUUACUUCCAUCGAUUUGUUCCACCGGUGCAGACUUGGCUGGACUGGACAUAAAACAGCAGACUCGAGAUGUUAGGGAUGUCCACGCGAAGUGCAACAAGCUGUUCAAGUGCCUGGUGUAUAGGGGCGCUGAGCUACAUUUCAUACAUCAAGCUUUCAAAGAGCAGGACAAGCCAGCAGUCUCGUCCAAAGACAGCCCCUACCCUUGGUUCACGUUCGUCAGUCCGGAUCUAUUCGAAGGCAGUUUUGAUGACAUAUCCCUGAAUGUUAAAAGCACACAAGACCUGCCCAACAAGACUGCUAUUGGACUGGAGCUGGUUGUCUUGUUGGCGCAACCCCAGCCAUCUUGGGCUUUGAUUGUGAAGGUCCUAAUGAUGCGUAACUGCCAUCUGGCCCGAAUACUGCUAAUUCGAGCCAUCAAGCUCAUGUCAGCGGACAACUUUCGCUGGCCGGUUUGGUGCGACAGAAGACCUCCGUGGUUGGCCGGGAUUCUAGCAAUCGUCGGAACAGCGCUGGAAUUCAUACCACCAAUAUUAGUCAAUGCUGUUCUUUCAGGAGCUUCUAUGUAUCAGACAAUGUCUCUCUGCCUAACCUGCAUAUCCCGCUCGUUAAACUGCAUACCGCGUAGCUUCACUAACGCGUGUACAAUCAUAGAGAAGACUUUGCCUUCCCACGUCAACCCUGUAGGAGGUUGUGUGUUACUACAAAUGCUGAUUACAGUGACGUAUGAAGAAAUGCUGAAGUGGGCGAAGAAGGAAGCUGCGAAGGAAAAAGCUGCUACAGCCAAUGGAGAACCGCACAAUAUGGGAAGCAAGUCAAAAAGACAGAGAGGGAAACAUGUUCGGAUCAUGAGUUUGUCUCAUACAACCAAUACCUCAAGUUCGCUGAGUUUCGAUGGAAGCCACAGUUCACCAUCUUCCAUAGCAUUAGUAAUCGCCGAAGCUCUGCGAUCUUAUCUCUUAGUAAUAGAGUCCACUUUUGCAGAUACCUGA
Molecule: messenger RNA, 1932 nt
Organism: Ostrinia nubilalis (European corn borer)
Lineage: Eukaryota; Metazoa; Arthropoda; Insecta; Lepidoptera; Crambidae
Exons: 13
Coding region: 82-1932 (616 amino acids)
Source: RefSeq, a predicted model, not a curated record